CUUUUAACCGUCAUGUCAUGUGAUCUGAUGUGGCGUGCCAUGACCUUGACUAGCUACGUAUGACGGACGAGACCAGCCAGGAGGGCAGCACACACAACACUCUUUUGGCCAGCCAGUUGACGUCGCCUGCCAGCCAGCCAGCCAGGGAGCCAGCCAGCUAGCGACCGACCGACCAUGCCAUGCCUCACUUGUACAGAGAGAGGACCUGACUGCGGUUAUCUAUCGCAUCGAUCCGAUCCAUUCAUAUGUAUGCACUCAACAAACAAACCAUGCAUGCAGCGGCACGUGUGUGUGUCUUCAUCGCUGAGCCUCCAUCCAUCUAUCCGUCAGAGCUAUCAAAAAACAAAGCGCCAUCACAUCACGUCACGUCACGACGGAAGAGCACCACUUCACCAGUCAGUCAGUCUACAAUCCAACGCUGCUCUCCUUCCAGCCCAGCCAGCAGACGGCUCUCAGUGAGAGGAUUGAGUCGCUGUUGCCUUGCAUCACUCACUUUAUUCCCACUCGAGACCACUCAGACCUGCACUCGCACACCGACAGCACAGCAGCCAUAGAGAGGAAUCUGUCGCUGUAGACGUCAGGGUGCGAUCGGCGAGCUGCUCACUGACCCUUGUCUCCGGCGUAUUUGAAGUGGAGUUCGCUGACGUCCUCCCCCUCUAUCAUGCGGCUCCACCCGUCCUUGUGCACGUGAUACACUGCAGACACACAGACAGACACCACCUUGUGCCCGAGUCUGUGUCUGUGUCUGUAUGUGGGUCGGUCGCUCUCGGGUAACACACCUCUGACGACGCCUCCGGAGCCGCCAUCCCUGUGAGUGGCGUGGUAGAUGGCACGGCGACCCAACUCAACCGCAUCCUCCACACUCAGGUCCCUGCACACACUCACACACACACACACACACAGAGAGCAGCGUGAUGGUGCAUCCGUCGCUCCCUCCUUGUUUGUGAGGGUGUGUGGCUGUGCUGUGCUGCCUGGCACCACUUGUAGUUGCUGUCGAGUAUCCCGUAUGCGUAUGUGGAUCCCGACCCCACACUGAAGCGGUCGCCCUUCAUGCGCUCGCCCUGGUCGUUGACAAAAUACAACUUGGGACCCUGACAGUCAAGACAGCCGCCCAGAGACCAGCAAACAAAGGGAGGCAUCCAUCGCAUCCAUCGACGAGGUGCGUGUGCGUUUGUUUAUAGGCCAGCUGGCCUGGCCCCCUCCCCACCGUUUUGUCCCAUCCCGUGAUCAUGGUGCCGGCGCUGAGUCCGUAGCCCCUGUACUUAUAGAAGAUCAUCGCCAGCAUCUUGGACGCUGCGGCAACCGAUAUCCUCUCCUACAGCAGGGAAUGCAUGCACACAGAUGUGCCAGCCAAAUAAGAACGUGAGUGACCGAGCCAUACAUUGAUUGCGCUCCACCUAUCUAUUCCUCCCUCCCCUCCCUCGCCCAGCUCACCCCGUUUCUGAGUUCGUGCAGUCGGCACUCCCUCGCCAGGUGCCGCUCCCAGAAGGAGCAGUCAGCCGCGCCGCCAGCCAUCGUCCCGAGCAGGAAGUCGUUGAUCUCCAGCACCUUCCGCACCGAUUGACUGCAUGGCGCACAAAUCAAUCACACACACAGGUGCAAAGGCUUCAUCCCUGGAAAGAGAUGAGACGCCCAGCCCACCUACCUGGAGAUGUAGGUGCCCAUGGAAGCUCGGCUGUCGACAGCGACGACGAUGCCGCCCUGGAAGACAAAGGCCAGUGUGGUGGUGCCCUUCUUGAAGUCCAUCAGACCCGGGCACUGGCCAGACGCCUUCAGGUCGUAGCAAAACGCAUGGGGCUGCACACAAUGCGACACACACACACCAAUAGAAACGGUUGCAGUCAGUGUUGUCGUCAUUGGCUGUGUGCCGGCUCUUGCUCUUAUGAGCUGCAUCCCAUCUCGGUCUGACCUUCCUCCUCCUCUCAGAUCUGCAGCACUCUGUCUGUCUGUCUUUGUGCUUACGUUGUCGACAGGGGCGAGUUCGAAUGUGUUGUCGUGCAGCGAUGGCAGCCGAGACUGCCGACGGUCUGGGGUCAUCAUGACGGGAGAUUUCCCCCUUCUGAUUCUGAUCUGACGACGAGCAGGUUCACGAGAUGUCCUAGGCAUUGUG
Molecule: messenger RNA, 2110 nt
Organism: Vitrella brassicaformis
Lineage: Eukaryota; Vitrellaceae
Source: the annotation of a GenBank genome assembly